Messenger RNA from Adineta steineri, 240 nucleotides. The record is from the annotation of a GenBank genome assembly. Lineage: Eukaryota; Metazoa; Rotifera; Eurotatoria; Adinetida; Adinetidae.
AUGAAUAAUUUACUUCUUUCAAUAGUUGAUCAUCAGGGAAUACCAUCCACUGAUCAACAAAUCAAAGAUGAAGCAUUAACAUUUGUACUUGCUGGUAAUCUUAUGUUAUCAUAUCUUAGUAGCAUGCAAGAAGACAUUGAUGGAAUAUUACCGAAUGGUACGGAACCUACAAAUAAAUAUUUUACUACAUUAGUUCCCUUUUCUGAAAGAAAGGGUUAUAGGCUCGAUGAAAAUGCUUAA